This is a messenger RNA of Dromaius novaehollandiae (emu), 1282 nucleotides long. Its product is annotated as protein FAM162B-like. The coding region runs from base 112 to 597 and encodes 161 amino acids. NCBI's taxonomy places the organism in Eukaryota, Metazoa, Chordata, Aves, Casuariiformes, Dromaiidae. Gene Ontology annotation, cellular component: mitochondrion. Gene Ontology annotation, biological process: cellular response to hypoxia; neuron apoptotic process; positive regulation of release of cytochrome c from mitochondria. The transcript is spliced from 4 exons. The record is from RefSeq and is a predicted model, not a curated record.
GUGGGCAAUGAAGGCGGAAACACGUGAUGCUCCCCGCUCGCAGGAAGCGCUGCUUUUCCGCGAAUAACCCCCAGCUGCAGCCUUUGAGGCUGCUGCCGGCCCGUCGGCGCGAUGCUGGGGAGGCUCCUGGCCGGCAGGGCCGGGCGGUGGUGGCCGGCAGCUCGGCUGCGUGCCCGGGACCCCCCAGGGGCUCUCCCACUCCCACGCUUUGGGAGAGGGUUUGUUGAUGAAGCGAGGGGCACGCGGGACGCUGCCUCUCGGACGGCGACUCCAGCUUCUCCGCCGUUCAAAAAUGACAGAAGGCCUACGAAUUUCGAUAAAAAGGUGUUAGUAUGGGCAGGACGCUUUAAAAGGGAGGAGGAGAUUCCCGCCUUCAUAUCGUCCGAGGUCCUCGAUGCUUCGAGGAACAGCGUGAGGAUAAAAGUUUGUUACAUCAUGAUUGCGCUGACCUUGCUGGGCUGUUUGGCCAUGGUAGUCUCGGGCAAAGAAGCUGCUAAAAGGGAUCACACACUGCUGAGGAUGAACACAGAAAAGAAGGCCAAAUGGAGGGCCGAAACAGAGAGAGAUCAGGAGGCAGCUGUUGAGACACCGCGGUGAUCGAGACUAGAUUUAUUUUAACAGCAGGAGAUAAGUGUUUUGCACACACGGCAUAUGUACCUGUCUUCAUUUAACUCUUUGGAUCUUUCUCCCUGCAACUCUCUCAGGGCAAAGACCUCAUUGCCUAAAAAUUGCUCAAUACGAGCUGUGAAAACUCCUAUGGAAAUUCCAGCAGAUGUUUUCCGUGGCCUCUGGUCUUUGCCGCUGGGUUCACCUGAAAUACAGAAGUCGUCUGCUAACUGAAAAUUGGGAUGGGUGCAGGACCCCCCCAGUUCAGACUCGCCUCUGUGCGGUGCCACCAGAGUGUCUUCUCCGUGCCAGGAAAGAUGUGGCCUGACAUUGGGGAGCACCUAAUUCCGCAAAAUUCCCCUGAUGACAACAGGCUUAGCCAAAGUGACUGGCAGGGGGGAAAGAGGUCUGAAAUAUGUUUUAAAAUCACAAAGAGGUCAAUUACUUCUCUACCUCUGAGCCUGCUGCACCUCUCCAGUUCUGCUUUUUGAUCUUCUAGUUCAGGGCAUUGUCAUAAAAGUUCCCCAGCACUUGUUUAGUUGUGGUUUUAGUCAGGAUUAAUUGUUAAUACAUGGUUUGCUAAAAUUGGGUUCUUUUUAAUCAUCAUAGUUCAUUAAUCCAUAAUAAAACAGCUGUCCAAUUACAUCUAAAAUAAACGCAUCUCUUCACAGCUUCA